Molecule: messenger RNA, 18095 nt
Organism: Pseudoliparis swirei
Lineage: Eukaryota; Metazoa; Chordata; Actinopteri; Perciformes; Liparidae
Gene: kmt2d
Product: lysine (K)-specific methyltransferase 2D
Exons: 55
Coding region: 238-15339 (5033 amino acids)
Biological process (GO): positive regulation of transcription by RNA polymerase II
Cellular component (GO): MLL3/4 complex; nucleus
Molecular function (GO): histone H3K4 methyltransferase activity; transcription coactivator activity; histone binding
Source: RefSeq, a predicted model, not a curated record
CGUAGCAUCAUCCACCUAGUUAAUACGCUAGCUCGCAUCACCGCGCAGCCUUCCGCCGAGGUGCACUUCCCCCACUCUCCCUCCAGCCGGCUCGCCGCAGCGAUAGUCCGGUACAUAAAAUGAAGCGAGCGUCAGCGUUAUGGGAAGCUGUGUGGCUGUUUGGCUUGUGCUGAUGUCCGAGGAGACGAUAGUGUUUUUUUGAGAUCUCUGUCAAGGAGGUCAAAAUCAGUACGGGGAAUGGACGAGCAGAAAUCAAACUGCGAAGAAAAUGACUCUGAACCAACAGCUGAUGACAAUGCCCCUUCAAAGCAGCUUGUCCCCUCUGAGGAGGAGUCCAAAGCCCUCCUUGCUGCUGAGGACGUGUCUGGUGCUACUGCAGCCUUGUCCAGCAAACCUGUAGAGAGCGUUCAAGCGUGUGCGCUUUGCAACUGUGUGGAGAGGAGCCUGCAUGGACAGCGGGAACUGAGACACUUUGGGCCAUUUUCUGAGCGGCCAACUCUCAAGCCAUCAGCUUCCCCACUGCCACAGCCUGGGAAUGAUGACCUGUCUUUCAUCGGAUUUUCCGACUCCCCCUAUCUGACGUCACUCUUCGACGACUCAGGGGGUUGUGCGGUUCAUCACUGGUGUGCGGUGUGGUCGGAGGGAGUGAAGCGGAUGGAGAAUGAGGAGCUUGAAAACGUGGAUAAGGCCGUUAUCUCAGGGACACAGCGGCUCUGCGAAUACUGCAAAAGGCUGGGCGCAACCAUUCAAUGCCAUGCUGAGGGCUGCACGCGGUUCUACCACUUCCCCUGCUCGGCAGCCAGUGGAUCCUUCCAGUCCAUGAAGCAGUUGGUCCUCCUUUGUCCAGAGCACAUAGACAAGGCAGAGGAGUUGGCAGGUGAGGAGUCUUGGUGUGCAGUGUGUGACUCAGCGGGGGAGCUCACAGACUUGCUGUUCUGUACGGGUUGUGGCCAACAUUAUCAUGCAGCCUGUCUUGAGAUUGGUGCCACGCCCAUCCAAAGGGCAGGCUGGCAGUGCCCAGAGUGUAAAGUGUGUCAGACUUGCAGACAACCAGGAGAAGACUCAAAAAUGUUGGUAUGCGAUGCCUGUGAUAAGGGCUACCACACCUUCUGUCUCCAGCCAGCCAUGGAUUCUCUUCCCUCUGACCCAUGGAAAUGCAGAAGGUGUCGUGUAUGUACGGAGUGUGGUGUCCGAGGACUGGUACUGCCAGGUUUGGCCCAGUGGUUUGACAACUACGCCGUGUGUGAGGGCUGCCAGCGUCACCGCAGCUGUGGUGUGUGCAGCAAAGCUGCCAACUCAUCUGUCACUCUGCUGUGCUGCAGCAUGUGCCACAGGUGGGUGCACAGUGAGUGUGCUUUACCGGGGGAGCUUUCAGAAGCCAAGUGCAUUUGCCGGCUUUGCAAGGAGGAUGAGCAGCAGCCUGUCGCUCAACCAUACACAGCGGAGAUACAAACUAGAGAGGCGUCCGAGGAGACUGAAGGCCGUGUGAAUUUGGUGGAGAUGACGAUCCAAACGGACGCAGACAUGGUGACAGAAGAGCACACAGACUUACCAGAGGUGACACCAGGACCGAAAGAUGCAUCAGAGACGGUUCAGGCUGAAGCCAUAACUGAUAAAGAGGCACCAAUGGGCUUGGGGGCGGAGUCUGCAGUUGUUGAGACAACAGAUGGGGAGAAAAUCAAAGAGGACGAGCUGCAGGUAGCAACAGAAGGAUUAACUUCGGAGGCAACUGUUGUUCCACUUGGGUCCACAGAAUGUGCAACAAAAGAACAAGGGGCCUCUUGUCUUCCGGCUGAUGAAGAGAGAGCAGAAGAGGAAGUCAGCCAGGUGACUGAAGCCAACCACUCACACGACUCCACAGCAGAGACACAGUGUGACGACCUUGGAGCAGAACCUACACCAUCGUCACAUCAGGGCCCUGAAAGUAUGGAGGUGGAGAAGGAGCCGCAGGAGGUCACUCCCUCAGUGGACCAAGAAGCAUCACCAGAGUUAUUAAACGAUGGUUCCGAGUGCACGCCUAUCCUGGAAGCGUUCAGUAAUGAUCCACCAAAGUUACCAGCUUCUCCUGCCUCUUUGGAUCAAGCGGAGCAUUUGCCCAUGGAUAAUCGUCAGGAAAGAAGUCCAUGCCAGGACCCCCAGUCUCCUUCUUCUUUGUCAGUAGACACACAAGAGGUCUUUUCUAUGGAAAUAGGUGCGAGGCUACUACCUCACUCUGAGGAGGAAGAUGAUGAAGAAGAGUAUGAUGAGCAUAUGAGAGGAGAAGGACUUCAUGUGGACAUAAAGCAGGAACUGCAGGAGCAAGAGGUUAAGAGGGAAUUGCUGCUGGACGAGAUGUCCUAUAUGAGCCACGGAGAUGAGAGCAGCAGUGGCUUCUUGGGCUCUCCAGGAGAACACGAUCCUCAGCUCUCCAUGGAGUUUGGCCUUUUACCCACGAGCCACUCACACACAGAUAAUCUGCACAGUGAGACCGAUGACUCGCUUCCCUUUGAACCAUUCAGUAGCGACAGAGAGAAGGUGAAACGGAGAGGAUCCCCAGGCCGCUCACGGGUCAAACAGGGGCGAAGCAAUAGUUUUCCUGGGAAGCGUAGACCUCGAGGAGGUGGUGGAGGGAGAGGGCGUGGUGGGAGGUCACGCCUCAAAGCCAUGGCCUCCUGCAUUGAUGCUUUCUUGCUAAGCAUGACCACAGACACUGGACUAAAUAAGGAGGAAGACGAUGAGGAAGAUGACACAAUGCAGAACACAGUGGUUCUUUUUUCUAACACUGAUAAAUUUGUUCUACUCCAGGAUAUGUGUGUCGUGUGUGGCAGUUUUGGAAAGGGUGCGGAGGGGCAGCUAUUGGCUUGUGCUCAGUGUGCCCAGUGUUACCAUCCGUACUGUGUGAACAGCAAAAUCACCAAGACGAUGCUCCGUAAGGGCUGGCGCUGUUUGGAAUGUAUUGUGUGCGAGAUGUGCGGAAAGGCUUCGGACCCCUCUCGUCUUCUGCUGUGCGACGACUGUGACGUCAGCUAUCACACCUACUGCUUGGACCCACCCCUGCACAAUGUUCCCAAGGGUGGUUGGAAGUGCAAAUGGUGUGUAUGCUGUGUGCAGUGUGGUUCCAACUCUCCGGGUUUCCACUGUGAGUGGCAGAACAACUACACCCACUGUGGCCCCUGUGCCAGCCUCGUCACUUGUCCGGUAUGCAGAGAGAACUUUAUGGAGGAGGAGCUGCUGCUGCAGUGUCAGUACUGCGAUCGUUGGGUCCAUGCCGUCUGUGAAAGUUUGUACACGGAGGAUGAGGUGGAACAAGCUUCUGAUGAGGGCUUUGCAUGCACAUCCUGCUCCGCAUAUGUUCCAAAACCUGUGGUAGUAGAGUCAGCCAUUAUGGCGUCGAUAAAGAUCAAAGAGCCAGAGCCCCAGUUCUAUCGGUUGGAGGGUGUGUGGCUGACGGAGUCGGGUAUGUCCCUGCUUCGCAGCAUCUCCAUGUCUCCUCUGCAUAAGAGGCGGCAACGUCGCUCCCGUCUCGGCACUCUGUGCUGUGAAGGCGGUCCUGAUGGAAUGGAUCUAAGGGAAGUCGAAGAAGGGGAGGAUGGAAAAGGCUGUGGGGAACCCAUGGAAUGUGAAUCCAAGAUGGAGAACCCUGGGAGCCCUGAUGGAGGUGCAGAGGGAGGCACUGAAGGCAUGGCUGACUGCGAGGGCCUCAAAGGAGAAAUGGGGGAGAUGGAUGAUAGCAAAAAAAGAAAGCGGAAACCCUACAGGCCUGGAAUUGGAGGCUUCAUGGUGCGGCAAAGGAAGUGUCACACACGAUUGAAGAAAGAAUUUUUUGCCCAGUUGGCUGGAGAGACGACAUUAGAUGGACAACCAAUAGAGAGAACCAUUGACGAAGGACCUCACCCUGACACAGAUAACAUAAUGGAUCCUAAACCAGUGGAGGGCGAGGAACAGGCCAAGAAACGCCGGGGACGGAAGAAAAGCAAACUUGAGGACAUGUUUCCAUCCUAUCUUCAGGAGGCUUUCUUUGGGAAGACACUAAUAGACAUGAGUAAGAAAGCUGCGUUGAUACCUCCUGGGCAGAGGCCAGGCGCAUGCCUGGUCCGACCUUCAUUACCAGCACCGUCAGGGGUCAGAACGACAGCCCCAGAGACUGAGGAUCGCGUGGUGAUGUUUCCUCUCAAGCAAGAAGGGGGUGACGCCUCUCAGGCUCAGGGAGAAGGUGCAGGAGUUGAGGCACCAUCCUCAUCGCUGAAGGAUCAGGCGCCAAGUGAUCCGCACGACUCCGAUGCAGAAAAACGUGAAGGUCUUCCGCAAGGGAUGGAGAGUCAGGACUCUGAGCAGUUCUUCAGAAAGGUUCUGGGCGUGUCAGAAGGCUCCUCUUUGGGGGGAAUGAAGCCCAUCUUAGAGGGCAGUAAGGGGGAACUCAAUUGUAGCGCUCUGCCGCAGAGAGCUCUCCUCUCAGGGUCCCUGCCCUCAGCUGGAAUGAUGGAUGCUUUUCCUGGCAUCACUCAGUCACCGUUCUUUGAUAUGCGGGAUCGAGGAGGACUGUUCAGUCCAGAUGGGGGUGAUGAGAGCCCCUGGGCCACUCCCUCUACCCCAGCAACCCCCUCCUCCCCAUCAACCCUCACUGAGGCAGAGGGCGAUGGGCUGUCCUACAACCAACGCAGUCUCCAGCGCUGGGAGAAAGAUGAGGAGCUGGCAGAACUUUCAACUAUUUCCCCUGUGCUUUAUGCUAAUACAAACUUUCCCACUCUCAAACAGGACUACCCAGACUGGGCUAGUCGCUGUAAGCAAAUCAUGAAGGUCUGGAGGAAGGUUUCAGCUGCUGACAAGGUUCCAUAUCUGCAAAAGGCCAAAGAUAACCGAGCAGCUCAGAGGAUCAACAAGGCGCAGAAGCAGGCGGAGAGUCAGGUGUGCAGGCCAAUCAAGAUAGAGGGAGGAGUGCGUGUGAAGACUGAGCGACCCAGUUUACACCUCCAGAUCCCUCCACCUUCAGGCUCGACGUCAAUCUCUUCCCAGCCCAGCUCUGCAGAAAGCCCAUUUCCUUUCCUUCCAGUUUCAGGAUCAUCCUCUGUCUUUUUCUCAGAUGGACCCGUUAAGACCCCAGGGUCGGCUGAGAUCCGGACAGAUCCCUUUGCUAAGCUUCCUCCUCAGCCACCCCAUUCACACUCUCACCCAAGUACACCCUUUUCCCAUGCUGGGGCCAGCCCCUUACAGGCCUCUUCCUCAGGUUAUUCCGCUUCCGGCCCACAGGGUCCUCCUCAGGGACGGCCAGCCAGUCUCGGCCCCUUUGACAUGCAACCAGGAACUCCUGGAACCCCCAGACGGGCUCAGCAGGUUGACCCCUACUUCAGAUCACAGCUGCAGCAGCAACAGGGCCAUCUACCACAAUCGCAGCAAGGCUCCCAGGAGUCCCUUGGACCUCCAGAAAGUCCUCAUUCAAGAGGCACAGGGCUUGGGGAGUCGCCUAUUUUCUCGCCACCCCACAAUACCCACUAUGGAGACCCUUUCAGGACCCAGCAAGGGAUAGGACGGUCAGAAUAUGGUUCAUCCCCAUCACCCUCUGCACCGUCUUCCUCACCUGCAAGCACAGGGCAGUACAAGGCUGAUAUGAGUGCACCAUGUCCACGCUCUUCUGCAGUUGGAAGACCUGAUCUAUCCAUUGACUCACCUGCUGGGAUGCUGGAGUCUGGCGAUGGUUUAUUCAAGGCACCUAUGAUGCCACGAAUGCACCAAGGGGAGGGUGGGGCACUUCAUCCCGGAGCUUCCCCGAGCCACCCCUCUGAAGGCUACAGGCAGUCUCCUUCCCACCCUUUCUCUGAUCCCCACACUCAGCCGUCACUGGCUCCCAGGCCGCAGUCAGGUGACAAUUGUUCUCUCGGUCCCCAGAGACACCAUGUAGCUCAACAGGAACUCUGCCCUCGAGUGCCCUCCAGCCCUCAGUCCCAGGGCAGCUCUCGGUCUCCCCACACUCCUGGUGGCCAUUCCAAUGAUGCCUACUCUGUCCAUUCUCCUGCUGCCCCUCGUUUCCAAUCCCCAGACCUUUGUUCUCAGCCACCUUCAAGGCCACAAUCUAGAGACCCUUUUGCUACUAUCCACAAACCCCCUCGCCCCCCCUCUGUUGCCCCAGAGGGCACUGCAAGUUACAAAGGCUCACCUCAUCCUAACCAGCAACCUCCAUCACAUCCAAAUAACAGUUCCAUGGGGGAUCCUCUCUCUGGUAAACAGUCAGCAGCUCUUACUUACAGCCGCAGCCCCAGCACGGGAGGUUUACAAAUAACACAGCAGCAGAGUAAGAUGUUACAGGGUCAGCUUAAGCAACAACAGCCACAAGCUCAGCAGACCAUGAGUGCAGACAGCUUCAGCUCCAGGGUGCCACCCCUUUCUGGGUCUCAAGAACUAUCAGCUGCCCGCCCUUCAGAUGCAUCUCAUCAGCCAGCUUUGUCAGGCACGCAAGAAAUGACUGACAUCUCAGCAGUACUGGACCCUGCAUUAGUAGGCCUUAGCCCCGCCGAGCUGGAGAAGCACCGACAGCGGCUGAGGCUGAGGGAAUUCUUAAUCCGACAACAAAUGCAGAGAAAUUCCAUCAGACAAGAGAAGGAGGCGGCUGCAGCUGCAAUAGCAGCUGCAGCAGCAGCAGCUACUGCUGCUGCGUGCAAUACACCCCCUGGCUGGUCUGGAGGAGAGAUGGGAGCCUUUCAACAAGACAAGGCCCACAGAGCACCACCACCUUAUCCACAGGAUCGUGUUGCUGCUACUACUGCUGGACCUCAGACGUCUGUGGCAGGAAAGAUGACCAUGGCUGUUGGAAGCAUGGCGGACAAGCUCAUUCGCCCACCACCUACAGGAACUCCUGGCAUCAUGGAUCCAAGUGCACUAAGGCCACCAGGUCCCAGCAGACCUCAGGGCAUGUUUGCCCGUCCUCCAUUCCCUCCUCAGUGGCAGGGCCAGCCUCUCGGUCCAAGGAGGUUUCCGCAGCCUGGCAUGGAGGCUAUGGGCAUAAGGCACAAUCUCAACCCUGCUGCCAACAUCCAGGGCAUGGAAGGCAUGGGUAACCCUCACACCAUGAUACCAGGACAUGGCGGAGAGACCAUGCAGCCAAUGGGUCAAGGACCCCCACCACAGUUCAUUGAAUUGAGACACAACGCACAGAGGCUUUCCCUUCGACCUCAGUUUAUGCCCCGUGGACCUCAGCCAAGACCACGUCUCUUUCUUCCACAGCAAGAGAUGGCAACACCUUAUGUUCAGCAACAUCCCAUAGCUCAAGCUGGUGGCAUUCAAGCAGAGGGGGGCAGCAACUCACAGCUGGGAUUACCGCAGGGUGGACUGUCGAUUUUACUGCCUCAGCAUUCCACAGGACUAUUAACACAACAGCCUCAUGUGCAGUCGCAGGCAACGACUUCCACGCCAAACGUUCCUAGUACUGAGCAGCAUCAGCUUCGACAGCCGAGCCUAAUCACACACCCCCAGCCUGCCACUGCAGAACAUAGUGAGGAGCUGCCAGAGCCUGACCUUGAGGGGCUUGGGGAUGCCCCAGGGGAUGGAGGUGUUGAGGAUGAGGAUGAUUUGGCUCUCGACUUGGACCCUGACAAAGGAGAUGAUGACUUGGGUAACUUGGACAAUCUUGAAACCAAUGAUCCACAUUUAGAUGACUUGCUGAACAGUGAUGAUUUUGACCUGCUGGCUUACACUGACCCUGAACUGGACCAAGGAGACCCUAAAGAUGUCUUCUCAGACCAGCUGCGGUUGGUGGAAGCGGAAAGUGAAGCACCAUCAUCUUCCUCUGGAUCUGUACUUGUUAAAGUGGAAGGGAAAGCCAAGCUGGAGCCAGGGCAGAAGUCUCUUACUCCUGCCAUUGCAAGGGGGUCUGCCGCCCAACUGCCGCCCUCUGCAGACACUGUUGAUACCUCCAAGGUAAAAGUAGAGGACAGAGGCCUGACCCAUCAGCUGCAUCCAGGACAUACUGUGGUGAAGGAUGAAAUAGGAGAGGCUGUGUCGAUGCUUCUUGGUGGGACCACAUCAUCCGUCAAGCCUGCACAACCAGAAAACCAGUCAGCUUCUCUCAGUUCUGUUCGAUUAGGGGGACUUCCAUACCCACUCCCAGGCCAGGCUAAUGCAUUGCCUUUUCCUCAAGCUGCUCCACAUGCAGAUAUUGGAGAUGAUCCACUGGGGCUGCCUGAUGUAGGGGAACAGCACUCUCUUGCUGUGGAUUUGGCAAAGGUAGAGAGCUCUUUGGAUGGUGAACUGCCCCUCCUAAUACAAGAUCUUCUGGAGCAUGAGAAGAAGGAACUACAGAAGAAGCAACAACAGCUCAGUUCCCUCCACCAGGGAGGCAUGGCACCCCAUUUUCCUGGCCUCCUAAGUCAACAGCCUAACCCACAGGCACCUGAACAGAUCAUGCUGCCACACCACCAUCGUCCACCUCCCCAAGGAAUGAUGGCUCAGGCAGGGAUUGUACCCCGUGCCCCGCACCUGUUGCAGCAGCAAAGGCUUAUGGGACCUGAAAUGGCACCUCACAUGAAUAUGGCCCAGCAGCAAGCCAUGGUGAGGAUGGGUCAGCCCGGGAUCCAUGCAGGUGUCGGUCAUCAACCGCAGUCUCAGCCAUUGAAUAAACCACCUCUGGCCAACAACCUUUUUCCAGAUAAAGAUUUAGACAAAUUUGCAACAGAUGACAUCAUGGAUCCCAUUGCCAAGGCAAAGAUGGUGGCACUUAAGGGUAUCAAGAGAGUGUUGGCACAGGAUCCAAUGGCUGUGCCUUCUGGCAUGAACAGGCAACAAGUUUCUCUGCUUGCUCAGAGGCUGGCCUCCGCCCCGGGCACAGAUCCAGGUCAACUUGCAACUGGACCUCCAAAGGAGGGAGAAGCGAGUGAUUCCACCCAGUCGAGACCUAACCCUCCCCAGUUUGUACAAGGAAUCAUCAAUGAUGCAGAACAGCACCAAUAUGAAGAAUGGCUUCUUCACACUCAGCAGUUACUCCAAAUGCAGCUGAAAUUUUUGGAGGAACAAAUUGGAGUUCACCGCAAAUCACGCAAGGCACUGUGUGCUAAGCAACGCACUGCAAAGAAAGCUGGAAGGGAGUUUGCUGAGGCAGAUGCAGAGAAACUAAAGUUGGUAACGGAAGAGCAGAGCAAAAUUCAGAAACAGCUUGACCAGGUACGGAAGCAGCAGAAGGAGCACACCAAUCUCAUUGCAGAGUACAGAAGUAAACAGCAGCAGCAUCAGCAAAGCUCAGGUAUUCUUCCCCCGGGUCAUUCUGCACAGGGGGCCUCCCCUCACAUGUUUCCCAAGAUGCCUGGCCAGAUGAUGAUGGGCCAACAGGAAACACCAGUAAUGGCCCAGCACCCUGUUGUGAUGCCCCAAAGUGGAGCCCAACCCCAGCUGCCUGCUGCUCUUGAAGCCAGGGCCCCAGGUCCUCCUGGUGCUGCACCAGGAUUCGUCCCACAGGGGCCUGGUAUGCAAGGUGCAGACCCCAGUCUUCUCCAAGAAAGACAACUUCAACAUAGGAUGCAGAUGGCAAAGCUCCAACAACAACAACAACAACAGCAGCAGCAGGUGAUGAUGGGCCAGCAACCAAUGCCACACCCAAAUCAACAGUCUGGCCAAAUCGCUCAGCCACAAUCCGGUAUGAUGGGAAACCCACUGAUGGCCCAACAACAAGCAAACACUCAACAAGGAAAGCCAGUCAACCAGCCCAAUCAGCAGAGCAUGGCACAGGUUCCACAAGAGAUGGUUGGAGGCCAGUCUGUUGCUCCACUGUCACAGAACCUUGCUGAAGGCCAGCCUAUUAAUCAUGGUCAAGCCAUGUUGGCUGUUCAACCAGGAAUUAUGGGGAACCCACCAGUUGCACCAUCACAGCAACAGAGGCCCCAGCUUAUGAUGAGCCAGCAGGGAAUGGUUGGAUCUCCUGGUCACCCUGGCCUCAGGGGUCCGAAGGCCCAAUUGACUCCACAACAACAGAACGUUCUGGCCCAACGCAUGCUUGCAUCUCAGCAACAGCAUCAACAAAAUGUUGCAAAUUUGGCCCACAUUCAGCAGCAGCAGAUUGCACAGCAGAGGCAACAAACACAGUUGAUCAGCCAAUCCAACCAAGAGCAAGUACUCUCCCAGCCUCCUACCCCACAGAUGGGCUCGUCGCCUUCAGCAGGAAGUGUCACGCCCCAGCCACAGGGAGCUACAGACAACCAAAACUCAGGCCCCAAAGAGGGUGGAAUUCUCAGUCCUGAUUCAAGAACGCCACCGCAGCACAGUGGACCCUCGACUCCCAAUCAGAUGUCCCAACUAGGUGCUACAAAUGAUCACCAAACUGACUUGGUAAGACAGCAGUUACAACAGCAGCAUCAAAACCAGGCGUAUGUGGUCCAGCAGCAGCAGUCAAAUUCUCAAUCUGUACCUGAGCCGCAAACCGGUUCGGUUGGAAACCAACAAACUGGUGUGAUUCAACCACAUCAGCAACAAAUUCCGCUCUCUCUCCAGAGGCAAGGUUCCCUCAGUGUUGACAAGCCCAUUUUGAUGACUAUUAAAGAGGAAAGGAAACCGAUUGAUUUCUUAGCGCAGCAGCAACAACAGCAACAACAGCAGCAGAAGCAACAAACGGUGCAAAAUGCCAUGCAGCAGUCACAAGAUCCCAACAUCCAACAGCAGAUCAUAAGCCAGAACCAUCCGGGACAGCCACAGCCUGUUGUGAUCGGUCAUAACCCACAACAAGCCCUCAUGGCCCAGCAAGAAAAACAAAAGGCCAUGAUGGGCAUGAGAGCUCAGCAGCAAGGGAUGAUGGCACAAAGGCCUGUGGCUCCACCUGGACAGAGCCGCACCCCAAUAAACAUCCAGGCUAUUAUUGCUCAGAAUCCUCAGCUCCGCAAUCUUCCCCCAAACCAGCAGAUACAGCACGUCCAGGCCAUGAUCGCCCAGAGGCAGCUCCAACAGGGACAGAUGCUGCGGAUGUCUAUGGGUCAAGGCCAGCAAAGUCAGUCGAGGCCUCAUAUGCCACCAGGACAGAUGCCACAGGCUGUGCAGCCGACGCCAUAUGGAGCCAUGGGAAAGCCAGGAGCAGUGGGUGCUCAGCAACAAUCAGGCAUGUUGGGUCAACAAGCUGGUGUCCCUCCACAGAUGCAACAGGGGAUGAUGGUCCCUGGGCAGCAACAGCCACAAGUAGGGGAAAUGAUGCAGCAACAUAUUAUGAGAGGCCAGGCACCAGCACCACCUUCCCCCAUGGACCAGGGCCGAAUGGUAAGGCCAACAUCGCCACGCCAGCCAAUAGCCAAUUCUCCUGGAAAUGCAUUUAACCAAGCUAUGGGUAUGCGUCCACCCACUCCCAACCAGAACCAACAAGCACUAAUGGCAGCUGCAGCAAGCCGCAUGCAGGGUUCUCCAUCCCAUGCAUAUUCUCCACGAGGUCCCUUUGGCAUGAGCCCGGCCCACCCCGCCUCACCUCAUUCCUCCCAUGUCUCCUCACCUUCGAUAGCUGACAGCAGGGCUGGAAGGGGGAGUCCGUACAGCCACGUCAAGGCCUCUCCACUCAGGUCACCUGGAGCCAAGAGUCCGCUUGAUUGUCCUGGACUGAAAAUGGAAGCCCAUACAUCAGUGAAUGAGACAUCACACGCGGCCUCGGUUAUCCCUAAUGGUCCACAGAAAGGCAUCCAUGUUCAUCAGCAGUUGCAGAAGGUCACAGAGAACAAUGGUCCUCACACACAACAUGGCCCUAGAGUCGGAGAGCUAUGCAAGAUGACUCUACAGAACAUUAAACAGGAACCAAGAGAGUUUCAAUGUGAUGGUGCGCCAGAGGCUCAUCAUGGGGCUAUAAAGCGAGAAGCAACGGGGGAGGCUGUUACUUCUGGGAACAACACUAGCUUUAUGAAUGCUAGAAACAUGUCUGGAGACCCUGGGACUCAAGGCCCGCGAUCUGAGACUGGACAGCAACUAUUACAGAAACUUUUGAGAACCAAGAACCUUCAGCUUGGUGCUCAGAGGCCUUCUGAAGGCAUCCACAAUGAGAUCAACGGACACAUCAACAGCAAACUUGCAAUGCUGGAACAAAAACUUCAAGGGACUCCAAGAAAUAUGGAGGAUUUACAGUCUAUAACAAAAAGGGCUCCUGCACAAAAGCCAAAACGCACUAAUAAAGCAACUGGAGACAGAGGGCCUAAUGCACGGAAGAAGAAUAAGAAGGAAGAAGUUGAAAAAAGUGCUGACGCACUGAUGAAGCAACUCAAACAGGGUCUCUCUCUGCUGCCCUUGAUGGAGCCUUCAAUCACUGCCAGUCUGGAUCUGUUUGCCCCUUUCGGAAGCAGCCCAGCCAAUGGCAAAGCCCAGCUCAAAGGAUCCUUUGGAAAUGCAGUGCUGGACAAUAUCCCAGACUACUAUUCUCAGUUACUCACAAAGAGUAACCUCAGCAACCCACCAACACCCCCAUCCUCCCUGCCACCCACUCCUCCACCUUCAGUACAGCACAAGCUGCUGAAUGGCGUGACUCCUGGAGAGGAGCUGUCUGAGGGUCAGAAAGACACGGAACCAGCCGAAGAGCCAAUGGAUUCUGUUAAAGAUGAGGUGAAAAGUGUCGACAUUCUCGCAGCUCUCCCCACCCCACCACAUAACCAGAAUGAAGACAUCAGGAUGGAGAGUGAUGACGAGGAUGCCCCAGAAAGCAUCAUCCCAGCAUCAUCCCCUGAAAGUAACGUUGGAGAUGAAAUGCCACGUUUCCCUCAACUACGGGAGCCUAAAGAGGAGGAGACCGAGAGAGCAAUAUCUCCCAUCAUCCCCCUUAUACGUCGCACUGCCAUCCCAGCAUUUCCAGAAAACAAACCAUUCGAAGCAGCUGAUAGCAAGGUUGUUUCCACAUCUAACCAUUGGGACAAGGCCAAAAACAAUGAAGUAUCUGUUACAUUCACAUUGUCAUCAGCUGCUGCUAAGAAACUGAACCACGUCAUGAUGGCCGUGGCCCAGCUGCUUAAUAUCAGAAUGCCAGGUUCUUAUGAGGUGAUUUUCCCUCCUCAAAACCUUGACAUGCCCGUCGUGGAUGGGCCUGGGAAAGGACCUGACCAGUCAGGGGCUCUGUGUACGAAGGACGGCGCUUCCCCCAGUCAGGAUGACUGGCUGAGGCAGUUUGAUGUGUCUCUACCAGGCUGUACAUUGAAGAAACAAGUGGACAUCCUGGCACUUAUUAAACAGGAAUUUCAAGAAAAUGAAGACAAACCAGCCCUGCACUGUUACACCACCAAAGUAAAUGACUUGGAUGUGCGCCACCUUCCUGCUAUACUAGUGGAAGAAUCUCCACCACCAUCACCGUCUCCUCCAUGUCCUCCCCCAUCGUUCUCAGUUCCCACGAGUGAAGCUGAACCUUCCAAAAAGUCAGCUUCUCCAUCCCCGCCUCCCUCCAGUCCCGCCAUUGUCCAGAUCAAGACUGAGCGAGAACAGGACGAUGGUCCUACUAGCGAAGCUGCUCCGCCAACUGAUGUCACAGAGUCUGAAGUUGCUGCUCCAGAGUCGCUCACUGACUCGGAAACUGCCUCUGCCGUUCCAGAUCCUUCUGGUCCGACUGAAGUCUUUCUGAGUCCUGUGAUCAAGGAGGAGGACUUGGGCGCUGAUUCAGCUCCACCUCCUCGAGACUCUCCGAACAACAUGGAGUCGUCCCCUAAGGCUAUCAAGCAGCGCAGGCCUCUCUCCCCCGAUGAGGAGGUGGUACAUCCCAAAGUGAAAAAAUGGAAGGGGAUUCGCUGGAAGCGUCUUCAGAUUGUCAUCACAAUACGCAAGGGGGGUUCUAAGAAAGAGAGCAGCCGCGAGGUUUCUGAGCUCAUGGACCGCCUGCGCAUCGCUCUUCGGCCCGACAGGCUGCCGCGGGACAAACGUAAAUGCUGCUUCUGCCACGAGGAAGGCGACGGAGCCACGGACGGCCCCGCCCGGUUGCUGAACAUUGAUGUGGACUUGUGGGUGCACCUCAACUGUGCCCUGUGGUCCACAGAGGUGUACGAGACCCAGGGGGGGGCCCUCAUCAAUGUGGAGGUCGCCCUGCGUCGUGGAUUGAGAACUCUGUGCGCUUACUGCCAGAAAACGGGCGCCACUAACAGCUGUAACCGAAUUCGCUGCCCAAAUGUCUACCACUUUGCAUGUGCCAGCCGGGCUCGCUGCAUGUUCUUCAAGGACAAGACCAUGUUGUGCACUCAGCAUAAGCUGAAGGGCCCCAGUGAGGACGAGCUGGACAUGUUUGCCGUCUUGCGGCGGGUCUACAUUGAGCGCGACGAGGUGAAGCAGAUCGCCAGCAUCUUGCAGCGAGGUGAUCGGAUCUACUUGUUCCGUGUCGGCGGUCUCAUCUUUCAUGCCGUUGGCCAGUUGCUCCCGUCCCAGAUGGCCAACUUCCACUCGCCCACUGCCAUCUUCCCCGUUGGCUAUGAGGCCACACGCAUCUACUGGAGCACGCGAGUGCCCAACAAGCGAUGCCGCUACCGCUGUCGCAUCAACGAGGACGACGGGCGUCCCCUGUUUGAGGUCCGUGUUCUGGAGCAAGGCAUGGAGGACUUGCAGUAUCGGGACGCUACUCCAGAGGGCAUCUGGGAACGGGUGGUGCAGGAGGUGGCUAAACUCCGAGAUGACUCCUCCAUGCUGAAGCUGUUCACGGAACAUAUCAAGGGAGAGGAGAUGUUCGGCCUCACGGUCCACGCUGUCAUGCGGAUCACCGAGUCGUUGCCUGGAGUGGAGAACUGUCAGAACUACCUGUUCCGAUAUGGUCGUCACCCUCUGAUGGAGCUCCCUCUGAUGAUCAACCCCACGGGCUCCGCUCGCUCUGAACCCAAAGUCCCCACGCAGUGCAAGAGGCCUCAUACUCUAAACAGCACCAGCGUGUCCAAGGCCUACCAGAGCACCUUCACCGGAGAGCUCAACACGCCGUACAGCAAGCAGUUCGUCCACUCCAAGUCGUCCCAGUAUCGACGCCUGAAGACCGAGUGGAAGAAUAACGUUUAUCUGGCCCGGUCGCGCAUUCAGGGCCUGGGUCUGUACGCUGCGAAGGAUCUGGAGAAGCACACCAUGGUGAUUGAAUACAUUGGCACCGUGAUACGCAACGAAGUGGCCAAUCGGCGCGAGAAGAUCUACGAGUUCCAGAACCGGGGGAUCUACAUGUUCCGCAUCAACAACGAGCAGGUGAUCGAUGCCACUCUGACCGGGGGCCCGGCUCGCUACGCCAACCACUCCUGUGCUCCCAACUGUGUCGCCGAAGUUGUAACAUUUGACAAAGAAGACAAGAUUAUCAUCAUUUCCAGCCGCAGGAUCCCGAAGGGAGAGGAGCUGACGUACGACUACCAGUUUGAUUUCGAGGACGAUCAGCACAAGAUCCCUUGCCAUUGUGGAGCCUGGAACUGCCGAAAGUGGAUGAACUAAACCAGAAGGAAAAAGGAAACUUCCCCCCUCACUGGUGCCAGAACAGUCGUGCGCCAAAGCCUUUGAAUCCGACAUAACCAGUGCAUAAGCUGUUGUGAAAGUUGUGGAGGGCAGCUGGCCUCAGUCAGAAGGACUAACGCGUUGACACCUGUAGCCAAAGGUUUGAAGAGCAUUAAUCAAUAAAAGCAACUGACCACCUCCAUCUCCCGCAUGGUGGGACGAACUCGUGUCUGGAGUAGUGAACCUCCGUUUCUCAGCCAAAACCCUUUUCCUCCUCGACUGUUGUCAAUAAUCUCACAGUGGCUGGGAAACAAUCCUCAACAUCUACCAAAUGAUUCCGACCCUCUGAUAUCAUGUAGUGCAGAGCUCACCUGGAGCGUCGACAAAAAGCCAUUUUGAAAUACUAAGAAUGAACUGAUGAUGCAUUUUUAUCUUUUAAGUCGGACCUAUUUCCUGUCCCACCCUCACCUCCCAGAAAAGGCACUUUCCCAUCACGUCAUCAAUGAAGACAACACGGAUAUUGACUAGCUAGACAAUCUUGAUGUGGCUCUUUGUAAGAACUACAUGUGAUCGCUGGAAGAAAAGAAAAAAAUGUAAGUUAAUAUAAAAUUUGAGAUGCUUUUGAUCUGUGGCUCCAGAGGAACCAGAUGUUCUGACUGUGUGGAGUCCCAAGGGGGUUUAGUUGGACCCAGUCUACCUCAUUGAUUUAGCGGGAAGCGACUGCUUUGUAUAAAAACGUAACGGGAGGGCGGGGGAAGAGGGAAUGUUUUUAUGGGCUUAGCCUUCUCGGACAAGCAGGGAAUUUUAAGCAGCAGGUUUGCUCUAUCUACUCUAUGCUGAUGAUUUACAAUAAUGAGCCAACAUAAUUAUUAUUCAUGAAUUGUUUAUACAGAGGAAAUAUAUGACAGUUUUGAUAAGAUAUUGCAUUAAAAUCACAAUCAGAAGCUUCGCGGGUGUCCUGUAUGCCACCAAAUCCUCCUGGAUGUUGAUGUAGCGUUUUCUUUGUUCUGUUUAUUUAUGUGUCUCAACAACCAUGUUUAUCAGCUGUGUGAAAGCACAAUAACAUCAACCGUUUAAGUUUCCUGAAGAUGAGUGAGUGGCUCUCGGGUCCCAGGGCGGUCUUUGAAGAAGACGACAAAGUCCAUUUGCUUGUUGCUUCAUACAUUGAAGUCCCACUUGUUGAGAACCAGCCGGUGGAUGCAUGACUACUGUCCCAUUAAAUGCUUUUUAUUCCCCCAUAAGUCAAUCUUUUCACAACUCAACCGUGAACUUUUAAUCAUGCCUCUUCCUCUGUUAAUAUUUAGUGGACUGUUAAACUUUACUGUAGUAAGUCUUCCUCUGCCUGAGGACAGCCAGCAGUGUUUCUACUUCCCUGUCGUGUGCUUUUCUAGUGCUGGUCCUGUCCUCUCGAGGCUGAACUGAUGGCAGGGAAAGACUUAUUGGAAAAAGGGCAUUUGUUUUCCUUUCUAUAUAAGAUGAAUGAGAAAAGUCUUUAAAAGGGAGCUUUACUAGAACUCCACCUUCCCAUGCUACUCUGUUCCCCCUUUCCCUAACCUAAGACCUCACAUGAAUUAAAAAUGCAAAGUUGUACAAACUGUAUAUAUAGUAUAUGCAUUAGGGGACAGCAAGUCUUUAUCCAGCCCCUUUGUAAUCAAAGUCAAAAGUGUAGAGAAAUAAAAUUGAAAAAAAUCAACCACUGGAUAUCAUUUUAACAGAUAAAGCUGUAUAUAAAUAUAAAUAUAUGUAAAAUGGCAAACUAAUAUCUUUAUGUAUAUGAACCAGAGUGUUUUGCAUUUACCUGUUUUUCUAUUAGUGUUUUUGCUAUAAGCUCUCAGACAAGUUUGUUGAAAUAGGUUUGAGCAAAAUGUCCGGUCUUCUAAAUCGAGUGCGACGGGAAGCCGGUGGGAUUACUCAACCGUUUGGAUUCAUGCGGAGGGUCGGUAAUUGGACAUGAAAAUGACUUCCUGCGUAAAGCAGUACAAUGGUGCAUAGCAUUUGUAUUUAUGUAAUAUUGUCUGUGUUUAUUUUCUUUUUAUUUAUGCUACUGCGUGUUGAUUACCAAAACCUGUCCCUUAAUCGGUCACAAUUGGAUUAAUAUACUCCUGAAUGGAAAAUCUUGAAUUCCCUAGAAUAUUGUUAGUGUUUUGCUUUUUAUAUCUCCCUAUAGAAGUGAAUGUGUUGGUAAACCUUGUGAAAUGGUUACUUGGCCUAAUGUAUGUUAUGUAAUACUCAAAGUUAAUCCCAUACUUAACCUGGUAAUGAAUUGCACUCUUAGUAUAACGGAGAACUUCUCUAAAGUGGUAGAUAUUGAUCAAGUAUCUGAAGCAGUGAUAUAUAUAUUUUUUGGUAUGUUUCUAUUUCAAGGGAAGACCAUGACGAGACAUUAUGCCGCUCACUGGAUUUUAGCCUGAAUAAUUUUUAACUUCUCUGAAUCUUAAUUUAAAUUCUCUGCAUAUCUUAUAAUUUAAUAAAGUUUGCUCAAAUUGAAGGUUUUUUUUAACCUCACCUACUUUUUAAAAAGAUGUUGCAUCUGUACAGCAGAGAUACUUUUAGGGAAUAUGAAUAAAUAUAAUGACCAUUUUUAUUGUAUGUGGCAUGUUUUGUAUGAAUAUUAUUUUGAAUUGUACAUAUUUUUUUCAGGAUGCCAGAGGUUGCAUCUCUUUAUAUACAGCUUUCCCACUCCCUCUUCCCCUCAUCUUAUUUCUUUGUCUGCUUUUGUUUCUUGUAAAUGAAAAUAAAAUGCAUUUUAAAUAUGU